Molecule: messenger RNA, 1569 nt
Organism: Fusarium poae
Lineage: Eukaryota; Fungi; Ascomycota; Sordariomycetes; Hypocreales; Nectriaceae
Exons: 1
Coding region: 1-1569 (522 amino acids)
Source: RefSeq, a predicted model, not a curated record
AUGUCUAUCGUACGCUGUCCUACUGAGGUUCUCCAUCAUAUCUUUUGUCUCUUUUGCUUACACUGUCACAAUACCAAAUGCAUUCCUGAAGAUGUCGAUCAAAAUGCUGAUUACAAGGCACUGCUCGCGUUGACCCAAACCAACAAGCGAUGGCGCACCAUAGCCAUGCCGAUCCUGUUUCAUUAUCCAAACAAACAUCUCUCAUCAACCUACCUCUUCAACGUCCUCAAUUGUCAGCCGAAUCUGGCGCGAUGCGCACUUUCUCUAGAUUUGUCAAUCUCAGACAAUCGAGCCGGACGCAAGCACUGCAGCAACGAUCUUAUUACACAAAUGGUAGCUGAAAGAGUUACGAAACGUUCAUUCCCAGAACCGUUGGUGAACAAGGGUCAGACGAGCUGGGAAUCAAGUCUCUUGUUGAAUCUUUGCUCCAACAUUACACGUCUGGCGAUUGGUGAAGAGGGCGCUCUGGACUUGCGUCGCCAUAAUCUAUCGCAAUGGGAAGGUUCCAAGCUCCCUACACACCUCAAGUAUCUCGAGAUCAACAUGUUCAUUGUCAGUUCAUGGUUAUGUCCAAUAUUGUCAUCGCUUCUUCUAGCUUCUCCGGAGCUGGAUACACUUGUCUUCAGAGGCUAUGGUACUUCGUUAUGGCGCCAUGAUUGUGAACUCGACGUGGACACGCUGCGCCCUGUCAUGGAACGUUUGACCAACAUCCAACUUCUCGGCCAUACGCUAGGCCCAGAACACCAGAGUGCACCAAUCCUCUACCCGCUCAUCGCGGCAGCAUGCAACCUCCGAACCUUCAAAUACGUCUUGGACGCACUUACAUGUUGUAAUUGGGGUUUCUAUUCCCCGAACCUUGCCGGGCCCCAUUAUUACCUACACCAAUCCCCGAGUUACAUUGUCGGCAUGUUGAAGGCGGCACGAAAUAGUUUGCAGCAUCUAACACUUGAUUUCAACAGAAUGAGGCUUAGGUCAGAGUCGAUGUUUAUUUCUCCACGCGAGAUCCAUCAAUUUGUCCGUCUUCACACCCUCGAAAUCGAUCAAAACUGUUAUUGCAGACACCAACUAGGGCGAGAGAGGUUAGGGGAAGGAUGGGACAAAGCCACAUAUCUGGCUGAUUUUCUCCCUACUACUGUAAGGCGAUUAACAAUCUUUUGGACGCCAGGUGCUGCACGCUGUCGAUGUUCGGGCUGUAUCUUGUAUCUGGGUAAGAGAGCAGUGGCUGGACACUUUCCGAAUCUCGAAAUCGUUCAGGUCGAUAUUCCCUUCAUUUCUGACAAGUAUGUGACACAUGGGUUCGUACCGGAGAGAACCUGGAAAAAGCUAAAGAAAGCCCAUGUGAAGGAGGAAGAGAUUAAUGGAUUGCGUAUCAAGGAGGCAUUUGAAGGCUCUGGUGUUGAGACAAGGAUCCGGAUAUGGUAUGCUACUGAUGGUGUCUCUGCGUAUGUGGAUGGUCCGUCGCAUUGUAACAUAUCCCGCGCCUUCCCCUCACCAUACGUGAGUUUUGCAAGGGAGCCCGUGCCAGUGUCAGAAAUGGACUGGUAUAUAACAGAACAGUAUAAUGGAUAA